GAUAACUGUAUUAUUUGUAUGAUAAACAAUCGGAAUCAAUAUUACUAUGAUUUUAAUAUAAUAUUUAAAAAAGUUUUGAAAUUGUAUAUAGACAUUAAAAACAAUUUUACACUUAAAACAAAGUGCUAAUUAUCUAAUUUAAUAUGACUUCUAUUAUAAAACUUCAAGCUUUGUCAGGAGCCAAAGAUGAAUCUCCCCCAUGCUAUAUUCUUCAAAUUGAUGAAGUGCGAAUACUUUUAGAUUGUGGGUGGGACGAAAAAUUUGACAUGGAAUUUAUUAAGGAAAUAAAAAGGCAUGUUCAUACUAUUGAUGCUGUAUUACUGUCUUAUCCAGACAUAUAUCAUUUGGGAGCACUUCCGUAUGUAGUUGGAAAACUGGGUUUAAAUUGCCCAAUUUAUGCCACUAUACCUGUAUACAAAAUGGGACAGAUGUUUAUGUAUGAUUUAUAUCAAUCUCAGUAUAAUAUGAAAGAGUUUUGUAUUUUUUCACUGGAUGAUGUUGAUGCUACAUUUGAAAAAAUUAUUCAAUUAAAAUAUAAUCAAAAUGUACCAUUAAAAGGUAAAGGUUAUGGUUUAACAAUUACACCCUUACCAGCUGGUCAUAUGAUUGGAGGUACAAUAUGGAAAAUAAUGAAAAUGGAAGAAGAUAUAAUAUAUUGUAAUGAUUUCAAUCAUAAAAAAGAGCGACAUUUAAAUGGUUGUGAGCUCGAUAGACUGCAAAAACCUUCCUUACUUAUUACCGAUGCAUUUAAUGCUACUUAUCAACAAGCCAGAAGAAGGGCUAGAGAUGAAAAACUAAUGACUAAUAUUCUUCAAACUCUUCGUAACAAUGGUAACGUACUUAUAGCAGUAGACACGGCAGGCAGGGUUCUGGAGUUGGCUCACAUGUUGGAUCAGCUAUGGCGUAACAAAGAAUCUGGCCUGUUGGCUUACUCCUUAGCGUUCUUAAACAAUGUCAGUUAUAACGUUAUAGAAUUUGCCAAAUCCCAAAUAGAAUGGAUGAGUGAUAAAUUAAUGAGAAGUUUUGAAGGCGCCAGAAAUAAUCCCUUUCAAUUUAAGCACUUACAGUGGUGUCACAGUUUAGCAGAAUUAAGUAAAGUUCCUAGUCCAAAGGUUGUUCUUGCAAGUUCACCCGAUUUGGAAAGUGGAUUCUCCAGAGAAUUGUUCUUGCAGUGGUGUUCUAAUUCCAACAACAGUAUUAUAUUAACAACAAGAACUUCGCCUGGUACUUUAGCUAGAGACUUAAUUGAUAACGGAGCAGAAAGAAAUAUAGAUUUAACGGUAGAAAGGCGAGUAAAACUCGAAGGUGUAGAACUUGAAGAAUAUGAAAAACGACAACGAGCGCGAGGUUACAAUGUAGAAAAGGAAGAUGCAGAUUCGGACUCUGAUUCUGACAUAGAAAUGUCUGUUAUAACCAAAGGUAGACACGACAUAGUUAUUAAACAAGAGGGAAAAAUAAAUGCCGGGUUCUUUAAGGUCACGAAAAAAAUGUACCCCAUGUAUCCUUUCCAUGAAGAAAAAAUUAAGAGCGAUGAAUAUGGAGAAAUUAUAAAACCUGAAAAUUACAAAUUGGCAGAUGUGACUGGAGAAGGAGAAGACAAUAAAGAAAAUGUAUUGAUAAAAAAGGAAGUAGAGGAAGAAAUCACUGAAAUACAUGAACAGCCAACAAAAUGCAUAGUACUUCAGAGAACUGUACAAGUUAAUUGUCAAGUACAUUACAUCGAUUUUGAGGGUCGCUCUGAUGGAGAAUCCCUUAUGAAAAUUUUAUCGCAGCUCAAACCUCGAAGAGUAAUAGUCGUUAGAGGUACCGAGGAAAAUACAUCUGUCAUAGCAAAACAUUGUGAAGGUAUAAAAGCCAGAGUUUUUACGCCAUCUCGAGGAGAAAUUGUUGAUGCUACAAGCGAAACACAUAUUUACCAAGUUAGGUUAACAGAUGCACUAGUCUCACAGUUAAGCUUCCAAAAAGCCAAAGAAGCAGAGGUAGCUUGGAUUACAGCGAACGUAGUUCUUAAAGAGAGUCAAGCAGACGCUAAGCGUGUUUAUGUUGAUGAUGAACCAAUGGAAGUUGAAGAUGUGGACACAAGAAUUUUGACGCUGGAACCUGUACUAGAAGGAGACUGUCAUGAUCCAGUUUUUAUAAAUGAUUUAAAAUUAUCUGAAUUUAAACAAGUUUUAGGAAGACACAACAUUACUUCAGAAUUUUCAGGCGGUGUCCUGUGGUGUUCCAAUGGAACAAUAGCCGUAAGGAAAGUGGAGUCUGGAAAGAUUAUGCUAGAAGGCUGUAUAUCUGAAGAUUAUUAUAGAGUUAAGGAUUUAUUAUAUGAGCAGUAUGCUAUAUUGUAAUUUUUAAUUAAAGAAAUUCAUUCUAUUA
Molecule: messenger RNA, 2370 nt
Organism: Diabrotica balteata
Lineage: Eukaryota; Metazoa; Arthropoda; Insecta; Coleoptera; Chrysomelidae
Source: the annotation of a GenBank genome assembly